Xiphias gladius (swordfish) is the source of this 3961-nucleotide messenger RNA. RefSeq names its product lysophosphatidylcholine acyltransferase 1. The transcript is spliced from 14 exons. The record is from RefSeq and is a predicted model, not a curated record. Lineage: Eukaryota; Metazoa; Chordata; Actinopteri; Istiophoriformes; Xiphiidae. The coding region runs from base 367 to 2004 and encodes 545 amino acids.
GAUGGACCUGCGCAUGCGCCCUGUCAGAGGAGAGGAAUAGUGGCUCGGUUAGCAUCCAGAGCUAGCGAACUGGGCUGGUGAACGUGGUUGUGGUGGAAGGCGUCCUGUGCACGGAAGGCAGAAAGAUAUCGGCGACUUCAAAUAUCCCCAGCUAAUCCUCGAGCUAACCAUUAUCCCUCCAUGCCGUCCGGGGAAGGAAGAUAACGUUAAUAACCCUGCACUGCCACCUCAAUUAGCCACGGUGCAAGACAGAUAAGGGAAACUGCGUUUUGCGUGAAGGGUCUUCUUUUUUCUGGCAGAAUCAGUUUUCUCUGUUGAAUAUUAAGAACAUAUCCACAGCCUCGACUAACGUUACUUCUUGUAAGAAUGAGGUUGCCGAGUAAGAGACAAUGUGCGAUGGAAGGAGAUGGAAAGAAGAUGGACCAAGCUCCUCCGUUCCGAAACCCUUUUGUGCACGUCUUGAAAUUCACCCCUCUGGAAAAGGCAAAGAUUGCAUUAAUGACAGUCACACUAUUCCCCAUCCGUCUACUCAUAGCUGCAUUCAUGAUGCUGCUGGCUUGGCCUUUUGCCUUCCUGGCUUCAGUAGGACGCUCUGAGACUGCCAUCGAACCCCAGUGCCUCUGGAGGAAACUGGUGGACAUAAUUCUGAAGAUCAUCAUGCGGGCCAUGUGGUUUGCGGGAGGUUUCCAUUGGAUGACUGUGAAAGGACAAAGGGCAUUGCCUGCAGAAGCACCCAUCCUUACCCUUGCACCCCACUCUUCUUACUUUGAUGCCAUCCCAGUCACCAUGACAAUGGCCUCAAUUGUCAUGAAGGCCGAGAGCAAGGAUAUACCUCUCUGGGGCACUUUAAUUAAGUACAUCAGGCCAGUGUUUGUAUCACGGUCAGACCAGGACUCCAGAAAGAAAACUGUGGAGGAAAUCAGACGCAGAGCCCACUCUGGAGGCGAAUGGCCUCAGAUAAUGAUUUUUCCAGAGGGAACAUGCACAAAUAGAUCCUGCUUAAUCACCUUUAAGCCAGGGGCCUUCAUCCCAGCUGUACCAGUGCAGCCUGUGGUGAUACGUUACCCUAAAAAACUGGACACAAUCACAUGGACAUGGCAAGGACCUGGAGCGUUUGAAAUCUUGUGGCUGACGCUCUGCCAGUUGCACAACGAGUUUGUGAUUGAGUUCCUUCCUAUCUACACACCUUCAGAGGAGGAAAAAAAGAACCCCGAUCUCUUUGCUAUCAAUGUGAGACGCGUCAUGGCUAAAGCCCUGGGGGUACCCAUCACAGACUACUCAUUUGAAGACUGCCAGCUGGCCAUGGCAGAAGGCCAGCUGAGACUGCCAGUUGACACCUGUCUGCUGGAGUUUGCCAAGCUGGUCAGGAGACUGGGGCUGAAACCGCAGAACACUGAGAAGGUUCUGCAGGAGUAUGGGAACAGAGCCAGGAAGCUGGAGGGGCAGAAGCUGGGCUUGGAUGACUUUGCUCAGUUCCUUGAUGUGCCAGUUUCAGACAUGCUGCGAGACAUGUUCGCUCUUUUUGAUGAGCAUGAGGUGAACUGCAUGGAUAUCAGAGAAUAUGUCAUAGCCUUAUCUGUCGUAUGCAGACCUGCCAAAACUCUGGAAACGAUGAAAUUGGCCUUCAAGAUGUUUGAGGCGGAGGAGGAUGGUGCCAUCACAGAGAUGGAGUUAGCAGUUAUACUAAAGACGGCUUUAGGAGUGACUCACUUAAGCGUGUCACGUCUGUUUACCGCCAUCGACACUGAAGACGCGGGGAAGAUCACAUAUGACAAGUUCAGAAGCUUUGUGGAGCAGCACCCAGACUUUGCUGAGGAGUAUCUGCACACAGAAAACGCAGGCCUCCACAGCGGUCCUUGCCACGGUCACCAAAUAAAGCCCAACCUGUCUUCCCUGAAACCGCAAGGCACUGCCACCACCAAAACGGCAAAUGGUAUCUGCCCCGACUUUAGCCCCAGCGACCACGAUGGCACAAUAGAUGGACUCCUCAAGAAACAAAACUAAAAACGGUUUAAAAUGUGGUGGAAGAAAACUAAUUCCUCUCCUGGUGAGAGGGUGUUGCGUAAGGGGCAAAGGAUUGUUAGUUACUUGUUUGUUAGUAACUUGUUUGAACAGUAAGGGACUAGAUUUCAGUAACCACAACUACAAAGUUAACCUUACUCUUUUUUUAUUACUAUUGUAUCCAUGAAAUUUUCUGAGGUUAUUUUCAGCCUGGUAACAGUUUAUUUUGUUAUAAAUUCCUUUUUUUUUUUUUCUUUUUUUUGCUUUUUUUCCUUUUUUUUUACAUUGUUUUUUCAUAGCAAGGUUCGUCAAAAUGCCAAACACUGAUUGUCUCAGAUACAAUGCUUGAAUACUUGAAGGGCAAGCACUUAUAUAAAUUCCUGAGGCAAAUGUUUAUUUUCUUUUUUUCUUUUCCCUCCAUCAUAGUACUGACUGUGCAUGUUUUUAACAAGAGGGAAGCAAGAAAAAAACAAGCCCUGGACAGUAAAGUGAACUAAUUUUUUGUGAAAUCAGUGUUUGAUUCUGUUUUUAUUUGUAAGUUUUAACUAUUUCCUUUCUUUAAUGGUAGCUGCCUUUUGAACUGAAAGUGCAGAAUGCAUGGGCUCAUGUUAUUUUGAGCAGUAUUGAGGAUUAUUUAUCUGAAGAGGGGAGGCCUGAGGGUACCAGUGACAAUUGUUUGCCCACUAGACGCGUUUAGCUUUAGUAGCCACAUUUGAGGUGAACUCAGGUCUCUGCGAGAUGAAGGUCAUAAUUGCUAUGAGCCUGUUAUAUAUACAAUGAUAUAUUUGAUUUAGCUCAGGGUUCAGUGACAAAAAUGAAAAAAUUAACUGGUAUGAUGUCAUCAUUUUUGAUGCUCACUGGGUAAUGUGCAUCUUUUUUUUUUUUUUUUUUUUCUUCUGACAUCAGUACUUUUCUGCCCAGUCAUUCCUCAUUCACAUAAACUUCACUUUUUUUUUUUCCUUUCAGGUUGGCAGAUUCAAGUGUCUUUUUUUAUUGUUUAAAUUACACAACUUGGACCAAAAAUGCAUUGGGUGAUUUAAUGUCACCAGUCACGUUUGUACUGUUCUUUUUUCGGUCAGCAGUGUAAUGGCUUUGAAGGAAAAAUUCACAGUGUGUGGCCGUUGAAAGCACAUUCAGUUUGGUUUUUUCCAAAGACAAGGUCAUACUAUUCCCCUCCCGCAUUACACUGCUAUACAUUUUUAAUCAUUCCUCCAUUUUUCACAGCAUAUUAUUCCUCAGUUGGUCUGAAAUCCCUACUGUUCCAAUAUGUUUUGAAGGAUGUAAUAAUUAAACAUUUGCCCCUUAGUUGCCUGUAAAUUAGACCUUCCUGCUAGAUUUCUGACGUGCCUCUUCUUUUUCGCUAAUAGAGGCAAGUUUUGAAAGAGGUCCAAGCACCUUUUCUUUCUAAUCACAUUUUAGGGACCAGUCUGGAAUUGAAAAAUAUCCACCUGUGGUGAUUUAUAUCUCAUUUUUAAGUUUUUGCAUAUGAUGGUAAUAUUGGCACAAACAUAUUUGUCACAAAUGUGAUUUAAUGACUUCUCAGUAAACUGACAUUCAGCCUCUGGCUAUAAAAUAUAUUCAUAAUCAUAGGCCAGGUGGGACUAUGCUUUCAAAUUGAAUUAAAAUGAAUAUUUAAGACAACAAUUUUUUUUUCUCAAAACAGGCAAAUAAUGGAGCUGUUUAAUAAUCUUGAGUGGUUGAUUUUAGGUAACAGCUACUUUAAUUCAUACUGGGAAGAAUGUUGUAUUAAGACCUAGCAGUUCUCCCCUUACAUUUUCUGAAUUGUCCAUUACUCAUUGUUCUUUCUUGACUGAUUUUAAUUCAAGAAACUUAAUCUGAAAUUACAAUCAAGUGACACUUGGACGUGUUGACAAAACUUUAACCGUUUACUUUAUUAUCGAUAACACAGUGAUACUCAUUUACCUUUAAAUCAAUUGCUAACAAUUGAUUCAUUGGCUGU